Molecule: messenger RNA, 8341 nt
Organism: Mauremys mutica (yellowpond turtle)
Lineage: Eukaryota; Metazoa; Chordata; Testudines; Geoemydidae
Product: sodium channel protein type 1 subunit alpha
Exons: 26
Coding region: 1-6009 (2002 amino acids)
Biological process (GO): membrane depolarization during action potential; neuronal action potential; sodium ion transmembrane transport
Cellular component (GO): plasma membrane; voltage-gated sodium channel complex; axon
Molecular function (GO): voltage-gated sodium channel activity; protein binding
Source: RefSeq, a predicted model, not a curated record
AUGGAGCAGUCAGUGCUUGUACCACCAGGACCUGACAGCUUCCACUACUUCACUAGAGAGUCUCUUGCAGCUAUUGAACAACGCAUUGCUGCAGAAAAGGCUAAGUAUUCGAAACAAGACCGUAAAGAUGAUGAAAAUGGCCCAAAACCAAAUAGUGACUUGGAGGCAGGAAAGUCACUUCCAUUUAUUUAUGGUGACAUACCUCCAGGAAUGGUGUCCGAGCCCUUGGAGGAUCUGGACCCAUAUUACAUUAAUAAAAAAACUUUUAUAGUAUUGAAUAGAGGGAAGGCAAUCUUCCGAUUCAGUGCCACCUCUGCCCUGUACAUUUUAACUCCUUUCAAUCCUCUUAGAAAAAUAGCUAUUAAAAUUUUGGUACAUUCAUUGUUCAGCAUGCUUAUUAUGUGCACUAUUUUGACCAACUGUGUGUUUAUGACCAUGAAUAACCCUCCGGAAUGGACAAAGAAUGUAGAGUAUACCUUCACUGGAAUAUAUACAUUUGAAUCACUUAUAAAAAUUUUUGCAAGGGGCUUCUGUUUAGAAGAAUUUACUUUCCUUCGAGAUCCAUGGAACUGGCUUGAUUUCACUGUCAUUACAUUUGCGUAUAUAACAGAAUUUGUAAACCUAGGCAAUGUUUCAGCUCUUCGAACUUUCAGAGUAUUGAGAGCUUUGAAAACUAUUUCUGUAAUCCCAGGCUUGAAGACUAUUGUGGGAGCCCUAAUUCAGUCUGUGAAGAAGCUCUCAGAUGUCAUGAUUCUGACUGUGUUUUGCCUGAGUGUAUUUGCACUAAUAGGGCUGCAGCUGUUCAUGGGCAACUUGAGGCAUAAAUGCUUGCAGUGGCCUCCAGACAAUUUUACUCUGGAAACAAAUAUUACUUCAUACUUUAACAGCACAAUAGGUGAAAAUGGUACAUUUGUUAAUGUAACAGUGACUCCGUUUGACUGGAAGGGCUACAUUGAGGAUGAACGUCAUUUUUACGUUCUGGAAGGGCAAAAUGAUGCUCUGCUUUGUGGAAAUGGCUCAGAUGCAGGUCAAUGUCCAGAAGGAUAUAUAUGUGUGAAAGCUGGUAGAAAUCCCAACUAUGGCUACACAAGCUUUGACACAUUCAGCUGGGCAUUCUUGUCACUGUUUCGACUGAUGACUCAGGACUACUGGGAAAACCUUUAUCAGCUGACACUACGUGCUGCUGGCAAAACAUACAUGAUAUUUUUUGUUCUGGUGAUUUUCCUGGGCUCUUUCUAUCUGAUUAACUUGAUUCUGGCUGUUGUUGCUAUGGCCUAUGAAGAGCAGAAUCAAGCAAACAUGGAAGAAGCAGAACAGAAAGAGGCAGAAUUUCAGCAAAUGCUUGAACAGCUGAGAAAGCAACAAGAAGCAGCUCAGGCAGCAGCAGUAGCAGUAGCAACAGCCUCUGCUGGGUCAAGAGAUCCCAGUGCAGAAGGUGGAAUAGGGGGACUCUCAGAAAGUUCUUCUGACGCGUCAAAGUUGAGUUCAAAGAGUGCUAAAGAGAGGAGGAACAGAAGGAAGAAGAGAAAGCAGAAAGAACAAUAUGGAGGAGAGGAGAAAGAUGAAGAUGAAUUUCAAAAAUCUGAAUCAGAAGGCAGCAUCAGAAAGAAAACUUUCAGAUUUUCCAUUGAAGGGAACAGAUUGACAUAUGAAAAAAAGUAUUCGUCCCCCCACCAGUCUUUGCUGAGCAUUCGUGGCUCCUUGUUUUCCCCAAGACGCAACAGCAAAACGAGUCUUUUCAGCUUCAGAGGUCGAGCAAGGGAUAUAGGAUCAGAAAAUGACUUUGCUGAUGAUGAACAUAGCACUUUUGAAGAUAAUGAUAGCAGAAGAGAUUCUCUUUUUGUGCCACGGAGACAUGGUGAACGGCGUAACAGUAACAUUAGUCAGGCCAGUAGGUCAUCCAGGGUGCUGGCGGUGUUUCCAGCGAAUGGGAAGAUGCAUAGCACUGUAGAUUGCAAUGGAAUAGUUUCCCUGGUUGGUGGACCAUCUGUUCCUACAUCGCCUGUUGGACAACUUCUGCCAGAGGGCAUGACUACUGAAACAGAAACGAGAAAGAGAAGAUCCAGUUCCUUUCAUGUUUCUAUGGAUUUUCUGGAAGACCCUGCUCAGAGAGACAGAGCAAUGAGUAUAGCUAGCAUACUCACAAAUACUAUGGAAGAACUUGAAGAAUCAAGACAGAAAUGCCCACCAUGCUGGUACAAAUUUGCAAACAUCUUCUUGAUCUGGGACUGCAGUCCACAUUGGUUAAAAAUAAAACAUAUUGUCAAUUUAGUUGUGAUGGACCCAUUUGUCGAUCUUGCUAUAACUAUUUGCAUUGUUUUAAAUACACUAUUUAUGGCCAUGGAACAUUAUCCAAUGACUGAUGAAUUCAAUAAUGUACUUUCUGUUGGAAACCUGGUCUUCACUGGGAUCUUCACAGCAGAAAUGUUUCUGAAGAUAAUUGCCAAGGAUCCUUAUUAUUAUUUCCAAGAAGGCUGGAAUAUUUUUGAUAGUUUUAUUGUAACACUUAGUUUGAUUGAACUUGGUCUUGCAAAUGUGGAAGGACUAUCAGUUCUCCGAUCAUUCAGAUUGUUACGAGUUUUCAAAUUGGCAAAAUCUUGGCCAACACUGAAUAUGCUGAUAAAGAUUAUUGGUAACUCAGUGGGGGCUUUGGGAAAUUUGACGUUGGUGCUGGCUAUCAUUGUCUUCAUUUUCGCUGUGGUUGGUAUGCAGCUGUUUGGUAAAAACUACAAGGAAUGUGUCUGCAAAAUUGCAAGUGACUGUGUACUUCCACGCUGGCACAUGCAAGACUUCUUCCACUCUUUCUUGAUAGUAUUCCGAGUGUUGUGUGGAGAAUGGAUAGAGACUAUGUGGGACUGUAUGGAGGUUGCAGGCCAAGCUAUGUGCCUUACUGUCUUCAUGAUGGUCAUGGUGAUUGGAAAUCUAGUGGUUCUGAACCUAUUUUUGGCCUUGCUACUGAGCUCGUUUAGUGCAGACAACCUUGCUGCCACUGAUGAUGAUAAUGAAAUGAAUAAUCUCCAGAUUGCUGUAGCAAGAAUUGAGAAGGGAAUAGAUUAUGUGAAAAGAAAAGUUCGUGAAUUCAUCCAAAAAUCCUUCGUUAAAAAACAAAAAGCUUUAAAUGAAAUCAAGCCACUUGAAGAACUAAACAAAAAAGACAGCUGCAUUUCUAAUCAUCUAACAGUGGAAAUAAACAAAGACCUUGAUUAUCUUAAAGAUGGCAAUGGAACUAGUGGCAUAGGCACAGGCAGCAGCGUGGAAAAAUAUAUCAUUGAUGAAAGUGAUUACAUGUCGUUCAUAAACAACCCAAGCCUCACUGUAACAGUACCAAUUGCUGUUGGAGAAUCAGAUUUUGAAAAUUUAAAUACAGAAGAGUUUAGCAGUGAGUCGGAUCUGGAAGAAAGCAAAGAGAAGCUAAAUUUGUCCAGCUCAUCUGAAGGUAGCACAGUUGAUAUUGGACAUCCUGAAGAAGAGCAACAUGAAGCUGAACCUGAAGAAGCUGCUGAGCCAGAGGCCUGUUUUACAGAAGGCUGUGUACGGAGGUUCAAGUGCUGUCAAGUCAGCGUAGAAGAAGGGAGAGGAAAAGAAUGGUGGAAUCUUAGGAAAACCUGCUUCAAGAUAGUUGAACACAACUGGUUUGAGACUUUCAUUGUCUUUAUGAUUCUCCUUAGUAGUGGUGCUCUGGCUUUUGAAGACAUAUAUAUAGAGCAGCGCAAGACUAUCAAGACCAUGCUGGAAUAUGCUGACAAGGUUUUCACUUACAUCUUCAUUCUGGAAAUGCUGCUCAAGUGGGUGGCAUAUGGCUAUCAAACAUACUUCACUAAUGCUUGGUGCUGGCUGGACUUCCUAAUUGUUGAUGUCUCCUUGGUUAGCUUAACAGCGAAUGCAUUAGGUUACUCGGAACUUGGUGCCAUUAAGUCCCUUAGGACACUAAGAGCUUUGAGACCUCUGAGAGCCUUGUCGCGAUUUGAAGGGAUGAGGGUGGUUGUGAAUGCCCUUUUAGGAGCAAUUCCAUCCAUCAUGAACGUGCUUCUCGUUUGUCUCAUAUUCUGGCUAAUUUUCAGCAUCAUGGGAGUAAAUCUGUUUGCUGGGAAGUUCUACUACUGUGUUAACACCACAGAUGAUGAAAGGUUUGAAGUCGACAGAAUCAACAAUUUUAGUCAGUGCGAGGAACUCAUAAAAAACAAUGAAACUGCACGAUGGAAAAACGUGAAAGUAAACUUUGAUAAUGUAGGAUUUGGGUAUCUUUCUUUACUUCAAGUAGCUACAUUUAAAGGAUGGAUGGAUAUUAUGUAUGCAGCUGUUGAUUCAAGAGCUGUACUGGAUCAACCUAAAUAUGAAGACAACCUAUACAUGUAUCUUUAUUUUGUCAUCUUUAUCAUUUUUGGAUCUUUUUUCACCCUGAAUUUGUUUAUUGGUGUUAUCAUUGAUAACUUCAACCAGCAAAAAAAGAAGUUUGGAGGUCAAGACAUCUUUAUGACAGAAGAACAGAAGAAAUACUACAAUGCAAUGAAAAAGCUGGGAUCCAAGAAACCACAAAAACCUAUACCUAGGCCAGGGAACAAAUUCCAAGGCAUGGUAUUUGAUUUUGUGACAAAACAAGUAUUUGAUAUCGGCAUCAUGAUUCUUAUCUGCCUUAACAUGGUCACCAUGAUGGUAGAAACAGAUGAUCAGAGUGACGAGAUGCAAACUAUUUUACAGCGGAUUAACCUGGUGUUUAUUGUCCUUUUCACUGGAGAAUGUGUUCUGAAACUGAUUUCACUCCGUUAUUACUACUUCACCAUAGGCUGGAACAUUUUUGAUUUUGUGGUUGUCAUUCUCUCCAUAGUAGGUAUGUUUCUAGCAAAGGUGAUCGAAAAAUAUUUUGUGUCUCCCACCUUGUUCAGAGUUAUCCGACUCGCCAGAAUAGGUCGAAUCCUGCGUCUCAUUAAGGGAGCUAAAGGGAUCCGUACUCUGCUUUUUGCUUUGAUGAUGUCUCUUCCUGCUUUGUUUAACAUUGGUCUCCUGCUUUUCCUAGUCAUGUUUAUCUAUGCUAUUUUUGGAAUGUCCAACUUUGCCUAUGUUAAGAGGGAAGCUGGAAUUGAUGACAUGUUCAACUUUGAAACUUUUGGCAACAGCAUGAUCUGCCUAUUUCAGAUUACCACAUCUGCUGGUUGGGAUGGCUUGUUAGCACCAAUUCUUAACAGCGGAGAACCGGACUGUGAUCCUAAUAAACCUCACCCAGGAAGCUCUGUUAAAGGAGACUGUGGUAACCCUUCAGUUGGGAUUUUCUUUUUUGUCAGUUAUAUUAUCAUCUCAUUUCUAGUUGUAGUAAACAUGUAUAUUGCUGUUAUUUUGGAGAACUUCAGUGUUGCUACAGAAGAAAGUGCCGAGCCCUUGAGCGAGGACGACUUUGAGAUGUUCUAUGAGGUUUGGGAAAAAUAUGAUCCAGAUGCCACCCAGUUCAUGGAAUUUGCAAAACUGUCUGAUUUUGCAGCUGCACUUGAUCCUCCUCUUCAUUUACCAAAACCAAACAAAGUUCAGCUUAUUGCAAUGGAUCUGCCCAUGGUGAGUGGUGACAGAAUUCACUGCCUUGAUAUCUUGUUUGCUUUUACAAAGCGUGUUUUGGGGGAAAGUGGAGAGAUGGAUGCACUUCGAAUACAAAUGGAAGACCGGUUUAUGGCAUCCAAUCCUUCAAAAGCCUCCUAUGAACCAAUUACAACCACAUUAAAACGAAAACAAGAGGAGGCAUCUGCUGUCAUUAUUCAACAUGCUUUCAGACGUUACCUUUUAAAACGAACAGUAAAACAGGCUUCGUUUGCAUACAACAAAAAUAAAAUCCAAGGAGGGAUUGGUCAAUGUAUCAAAGAUGAAAUUCUUAUUGACAAGUUAAAUGAAAAUUCAUUUACAGAGAAAACAGACAUGACCACCUCAACAGCAGUUUGUCCACCUUCCUAUGAUUGUGUAACAAAGCUAGUAAAAAAAGAAAAACAUGAAAAGGAAGACAAAGAUGCCAGAAAGAAGGAAAAAUAAAAUGCAAGGACACAAUUCUGUUUUGUGAAAAGUUGUUUACAGCCUGUGAAGGUGAUGUGUUUGUGUCCACAGGACUCCUGUAGGAGGUCUAUGCCAAACAGACAGUUUUAAAAAAUAUACUGUAUACAUAAGGUCAGUGCCUAUAACAAGACAGUGACCCCUUGUCAGUAAAAUGUGACUAUAAUAUGGGGAAACAACCUUGACUGGAGGUUACUAUUUUCACUACCAGCUGACACUGCUGAAGAGGAGAGGAAAAAAUGGCUACUCAGACUGUAGGUACCAGUUAAAGGGGUGAAAACCAAUAAAUUUUUGUGUGUUUAGCAUAAAACAAUACAGUAACUGUAUCCACUGUUUGCAUUUCAACUGCCACAUUUGUCAUAUUUUUACAAAAUCUGUGUUGGUGAAUUCAUCUUUUUUUUAAUCAUAUGUUUAUUAUAUGUAACUAUUUUUGUAAAUGGGGUUUAUGUUGGGGAAGGGGUUAAGUAUUACUUUACAGGUAUGAGGACCAGGUGUUCUAUAAUAUGACUCUCUAAUAUACACACAGAAAUUAUUUGCAUGAAGGCAUGCUGCACUUAUAGAUCAUGCAUGAAAAAGCAUUAAGUCACAGAGAACAACAAAUUUUUAACUACUCUGUGUUUCUGGGAGGGAGUAAUAAAUUCUGAGGUGCUUAAUUAAUGUAUUCAUGUUGUGUCACAUCAGACGAGUCUUUAUAUGCCUGUAAAGUUCUCUAUAAUCCACAAGAAUAGAACAGAUGGAUUAUUUUUACACAGACCAUUAAAUCUCAGCAAGUGCAAACUUCAUUGUAAGGUCUGGAGUCCAAGGUUUUAUGUCUUUGUCAAAUGGUUUUCUGUAUAAAAAUAUUAAAAGAAUCUGCCCUAGAAAACAGAAUUGACCAAAACGAACCUUUAUAAAAUUGUUCUGCUUUAUCCUGCAGUAUUGUUUGGCCAUCUUCAGCUCUCAGUAAGGUUGACAUUGUAUAUGUUAAUGAAAUACCCUCUGUUAUGUAAAUAGUAAUUUUACCCUGUGGUGCAUGUUUGAGCAACCAAAUAAUGACAUGAGCACAUUUAUUGCAUCAAAUAUGUACCACAAUAAGUGUAGUGUGCAAGCUUUCAACAGGUAAAAGUAUGUAUUCUCUACCAUUAUAUAGUUUGGAUGCUAUCAAUGCAUGUUUAUACUGCCUAUGCUGCUGUUCUUUCAACAGUCCAGAAUUCUUAAUUAUGGGAAGCCAUACGUCAGAGGUAAAGAGAAACAAAUUGUUCAACAAGACCUCAUUUCUUCACAUCAUUAAGCAAUAGUUUGCACCUAAUUUAAGAGCUUUUUUGUUUUAAAUUUUUUAAUCUUAAGUGAAAACAUAUGGUGUAUAGCAAAACUGUACAGAUGUGUUGCAAACUGCUAAACCUGUUGAAAAUAGUGUGGUUAGAAUUUUAUAAGCAAAUAUAAAUAUUGUAAAAAAAACCAUUUUAUUUUAUUUUUCAGCAUUAUGUACAUAAAAUAAGAAAUGAAUUUUAUCUUCAGGUUGAUGUCACAGCCAUUUUUAUUACUUUCUGACCACAGCACUUUUUCAUGGAAGAACUUCAGAAAAUAAGAAAUGAAGACAAGAAUGGGUAGUUGUAGGUUUCUGCUUUUUUACUAUAUUUGAAAACAUUUCCAUUUGAAAUAAUUUGAUGAUUUCUGCAAAAGAAGUGCACAAAUUGCUUGAUUACAAAAGGCUAUAUUUUUGGCUUUGGAAAAGGAUGCAAAAUUUUGUUUGAAUUUCUAGCAGUGCCUGCAUCAGAAUUUUAAAAUAUCCUUUUUCGUUCACAGAAUCCUUUAUCUUUUCCAGGGUUUAUUUACAUAUAUUCUUUUUGAUUCAUGCUGCAUUAGAACUACUAUUAAUAUAAUCUGGGUCCACAAUAUUUUUUCACAAAAACAAAGUAGCAAAAUUGUAUAAUCAAACACAUCAGGACAUUUUAUGUUUCUUACACAGGAAAAUUACAUAUAGACUUCUUUUAUUAAAACUAUUGACUUAUACUGUAUUAGUGAACUGCAUGCAGGAAGAUGCUAUUACCCUAACUGAUGCUAAACAACAUUAUUAAUGCGCCAAAAUAAUAAAGAUUACAUUUUUUAUUGUAUUUCUUUGUCUGUUUUAUUAACUAAAAUUAAUAUAAGAUCAAAUUUAUUAUGCUAUAGUGCUUAAGGAUCUGAUCCUGCAUAGUAUUACAACCAGGUAUAGUGCUUACUAUCAGUCAGAAAUCUAUUGCUGUCACUGGGCUGAGCCCAUUAAGUAGUACUGCCACUGAUAAUGUUCACAGGAUCUUGUAAAUAAAAUAGAGUAACAUAAAUACAAAAGGGA